Protobothrops mucrosquamatus (brown spotted pit viper) is the source of this 1245-nucleotide messenger RNA. RefSeq names its product intelectin 1 (gene ITLN1). The coding region runs from base 148 to 1149 and encodes 333 amino acids. Gene Ontology annotation, molecular function: oligosaccharide binding. The transcript is spliced from 8 exons. The record is from RefSeq and is a predicted model, not a curated record. NCBI's taxonomy places the organism in Eukaryota, Metazoa, Chordata, Lepidosauria, Squamata, Viperidae.
UAAAGUUGAGCAAGAAGGGCUGGCUGAUUUGAGCUUCCUGCUUCGUUCAGGCAAGGCAAUCUUCCUCAUCCAGCUAACACAAACCUGUGCUCAGUGCAUUAUCAGACGUCAAAGAAACGCUUGAGAUCCAUCAGAGGCUGAUCCACAAUGAAGUUGUUGGCUCUUCUGUUGCUGGUCUGGGCUGCCUUCGCAAAAGCACAAACUGCAUGCGGUGUCAGCUGCAUCAGCACAGCCAAGCAAGACCUCCUGGACCUCCUGAAGAAAUGGGAAGUGGGGUCAUCCUGCCAGCCUUCCCACCCAGGCCAGCCCCAGAAGCUGCACCGGAGCUGCCAGGAAAUCAAGGCGGCAAUACCAGAGGCUGCCGAUGGACUGUAUAUCCUGACCACCGAAGAUGGUGAGAUCUACCAGACCUUCUGCGACAUGUCCACCAACGGAGGCGGCUGGACUCUAGUGGCCAGUGUCCACGAGAACAACAUCUUUGGGAAAUGCACCGUUGGCGAUCGCUGGUCCAGCCAGCAAGGUAGCAAUGCCAACUACCCCGAUGGAGAUGGAAAUUGGUCCAACAAUAACAUCUUUGGAUCAGCCGUAGGAGCCACAAGUGAUGACUACAAGAACCCAGGCUACUACGAUCUUUCAGUCCGAGAUGUCUCCAUAUGGCACGUUCCCAACAAUACCCCGAUCAAGAGAUGGAGGGACGUUUCCUUCUUGAGAUACCACACCGAGACAGGUUUCUUGGCUGGUGAAGGGGGCAACCUCCUCCGGCUCUAUGAGAAAUACCCAGUGAGAUAUGGUGCUGGCAGCUGUCCAAACAAUAACGGCCCGGCUAUUCCUGUUGUUUUUGAUGCUGGGGAUGCCCAGAAGACUUCAGAAUUGUACUCUCCCAAUGGACGGGGUGAAUUUGUCUCUGGUUUUAUCCAAUUCCGGGUGUUUAAUAACGAACAGGCAGCAAUGGCUCUCUGCUCUGGCGUUAAACUCACUCGGUGCAAUGCAGAACAUCACUGCAUCGGAGGAGGGGGCUUUUUCCCAGAAGCAAACCCCCGUCAAUGUGGUGAUUUUACAGGCUUUGACUGGGACGGCUACGGGGUUCACCGUGGAUGGAGCGCUUCCAAAACCAUGGUGGAUGCCGCCGUGUUGAUCUUCUACCGCUGAGCAGCUGAAUCAGAAGCCCGAGAUAGAGGCGCCUCUCCCGGAGCAAGAGAAAUUUAUGAUUACAGCACACCAUAUGACAGUGCUGUGCAACAAAAA